AUGCCACGAUUGACGGUUGGAACGAAGAAUAUGUUGUAUCCUUUGCAAAAAACACUUGCAGUAGGAAGUUGCAAGCCAGAGCAGGUUCCAAUAAGAUCACUAGCCUCAGUGGUGGAGAGUUCCUCCAAAAUACUCGACAAAAGCGGCAGCGAUCGCGAAGUAGAUAUAAACGUAAGCGAGAAGAUUUAUAAGUGGACAAAGGCGGGCAUAGAGCAGGGAAAGGAGCAUUUCAAAGUUGGAGGUAACAAAGUCUACUUUCCCAAGGCCAGGAUCAUCCUCUUGAGGCCCAACGCGAAGCACACACCGUAUCAAGCAAAAUUCAUCGUCCCAAAAUCGUUCAACAAACUGGAUCUCAGAGACUAUCUUUAUCAUAUCUACGGCUUAAGAGCAAUGAACAUUACGACGCAGCUGCUUCAUGGGAAGUUUAACCGUAUGAACCUACAGACGACGCGGUUUAGAGAACCGCAGAUCAAGAAAAUGACUAUCGAGAUGGAAGAACCCUUCAUUUGGCCCGAAGAACCCCGUCCGGACGAAAACUCCUUCUGGGACAGCACCACGCCUGACAACAUGGAAAAGUACCGUGAAGAAAGACUUAACUGCUUGGGCUCAGACGCCAACAAACCCGGCACAGCAUUCGACGGAGUCGUGGGGCCUUACGAACGGGUGGCCCAGCCUUUUAUACCUCGCUUCUUAAAACGAGAGAUAGACAAUAAGCGAGAGCGUCACGCCGCCGAACUGCAGCGCGCAGAUAAACUAAUUGCCCUGAACAGGUACAUAGAAGAUCUACAUUAG
Molecule: messenger RNA, 792 nt
Organism: Saccharomyces cerevisiae S288C
Lineage: Eukaryota; Fungi; Ascomycota; Saccharomycetes; Saccharomycetales; Saccharomycetaceae
Gene: MRP20
Product: mitochondrial 54S ribosomal protein uL23m MRP20
Exons: 1
Coding region: 1-792 (263 amino acids)
Biological process (GO): translation
Cellular component (GO): ribosome; mitochondrion
Molecular function (GO): structural constituent of ribosome
Source: RefSeq, marked reviewed